AAAUUUUUUAUGUGGGAGAAUUUGUUAAUUUUUACCGGCGCCUAGUAACUAGCUCUUUGCAUCCCUUCCGUUUUGGCGGCAAAAUUUUAGCCAAAAAGGGUUUAGUCUUUCUCCUUCUCUCUCUGGGCGCUAAACCCUAAACCCUAACGUUCCCCUCGAAUUACGUAAUUAAUCACUCCCGUCAUUCCGUUUCCAGGGUUUUGUCGUUAGAGUUGCUCUUAGAUGCUCGAUUCAUUGAAUUAUUAACUCUCCUUCCAUGGAAGGACCGGCACCGUCUAAUUCCCCUGUAAUUAAGCCCAUACACAAAGGCGUCGUCCACAGAAUCUGCGCCGGUCAAGUCAUCCUAGACCUCUCCUCCGCCGUCAAGGAACUCGUCGAGAACAGCCUCGACGCCGGUGCCACCGGCAUCGAAGUCGCUCUCAAAGAGUACGGAGAAGAAUCGUUUCAGGUCAUCGAUAAUGGCUGCGGUAUUUCACCCAAUAAUUUUAAGGUCGUGGCGAUUAAGCAUCAUACAUCUAAGCUUGCAGAUUUUUCAGAUCUUCAGUCUUUGACUACGUUUGGAUUUAGAGGGGAGGCGUUGAGUUCGCUUUGCGCAUUGGGCAAUCUGACUGUUGAAACGAGAACGGCAAACGAAUCCGUUGCAACGCAUUUGACUUUUGAUCAUUCAGGUUUGUUGAUAGCUGAGAAGAAAACAGCUCGACAAAUUGGUACUACUGUCACUGUGAAGAAGCUGUUCUCGAAUCUACCAGUGCGAAGCAAGGAAUUUCGUCGCAACAUACGCAAGGAGUAUGGCAAACUUAUUUCCUUGAUGAAUGCCUAUGCACUUACAGCAAAAGGAGUUCGGUUAGUCUGCAGCAACACAACUGGAAAGAAUGCAAAAUCUCUGGUAAUUAAAACACAAGGAAGUGGUUCCCUCAAAGAUAACAUCAUACAAGUGUUUGGCACGAACAUGUUUAGCUGCUUAGAGCCUGUGUCUAUAUGUAUAUCAGAUGGCUGCAAAGUUGAAGGGUUUCUUUCCAAGUCUGGACAGGGUAGUGGCCGCAAUCUGGGAGACAGACAGUACUUCUUUGUAAAUGGUCGACCAGUAGAUAUGCCUAAAGUCAGCAAGCUUGUGAAUGAGUUAUAUAAAGGCGCAAACUCUCGGCAGUAUCCCAUAGCCAUAAUGAAUUUUACCGUACCAACUGGAGCAUGUGAUGUCAACGUGACUCCUGAUAAAAGAAAAGUAUUUUUUUCUGAUGAAAGCUUGAUUUUGCAAUCUUUGAGAGAGGGUUUGCAGCAGGUAUAUUCCUCAAGCAAUGCCAAUUUCUUUGUUAAUAAAGUUGAGGAGAGCUCUAAGGAAGCUCAUUUCCCCGAGUCUAUACUGGAAAAAUCUAAUAUCCUUCCAGAACGGUUAUCUCCAGUUGGAAUCAAUUCAAAAGUUUCCAUGAGGGAGCAUUCUGCAGAGGACAACACCUCUCUUAGAACAGUUAAAAUAAGCACUCAGAGUUUGCCUUUAUCGGAAGGAUCAAUUGCUAGUGAUGAAGAGAACUCAUUAAGGAAGGACUUCACUUUAAGAGUACAGGGAACAAAGAAGGUUGAUGGUAUUGUAGAGUUUAAUGGUGGGCAAUUGACAACUGAUAUGGAUGGUGCAGCUAGCAAAGAUUUAUCAGGAGGAACAAUCCAUAGCCAUUGUGAGAAUUCAUUGAGGAAGGACUUCACUUUAAGGGUACAUGGAACUAAUAAGGUCGAUGGUCUUACAGAGUCUAAUGAUGAAGGAUUGACAACUCAAAUGAAAAAUAUACCUGACAAGGAUUCUUCAUCCCCUUCAACUGCAAUUGGGAAAGGUAUUGCCGUAAGUAAAUAUUAUAGUAGUUGUUCAGGCAGUGUUCAAUCAUCACUGAGCAAAUUUGUAACUGUAAGUAAGAGGAAGCAUGAAAGCAUUAGUACUGUAUUAUCUGAAGUUCCUGUCUUAAGAAAUCAAGUUCUUCAUUGCCAAUUAAAGAGCAGCCAUUCGGAAAUGCAUGCUUCGGGCCCAAGAGAUCAAGUUGAUGAUUCUUCAGAGGUGAAUGAGAAUGAGCCAGGCAAGUUUCUCAGAGCAGAUAGCAUCUUGGAUGAAAUUGAAAAUCCUUGCUCUACUAGAGGCAACACUAAUGAUGGAAAACCUGGAAAGGAAUUAGAGGAUCAAGAAAAAGCAGUGCCUUCUGCUGAUAUAGAAUUAAUUGAUUCAUUUCGCAAGGAUCCUGAGGAUAUGCCUGAAAAAGCAUCCAUAGUUAAAACGUCAAAAUCUUCAUCUUCUGCUUUGGUUGUAGAUGUUUCCAUACCUUCAUCUGGUCAAAAGAUAUGUUCCACCUUGCAGUUUAGUUUUCAAGACCUAUUGACAAAAAGGCAGCAGAGGAUGUCAAGACUGUACAGUGGUUCCAGAUUUCAGAACAUGAAGAAGAAAAGGUGUUAUACUGCUGCGACACUUGAGCUCUCUCAGCCAGAGAACGAGGAGCUAAAGAUACAAGCUUUAGCUGCAGCUACUAAAGAGUUGGAAAAACUUUUCAAGAAAGAAGACUUUGGCAGAAUGAAGGUGAUUGGGCAAUUUAAUCUUGGAUUCAUUAUUGGCAAGUUAGACCAAGAUUUAUUUAUGGUGGAUCAGCAUGCUGCUGAUGAGAAAUACAAUUUUGAGCGUCUGGCUCAAUCGACCAUCUUGAACCAGCAGCCUUUGCUUCGGCCACUGAGAUUGGAGCUAUCUCCUGAAGAAGAAGUAGUUGCUUCAAUGCAUAUGGACAUAAUCAGGAAAAAUGGGUUUCUUUUGGAAGAGGAUCCGCAUGCCUCACCAGGGCAUCGUUUUAAGCUCAGAGCUGUUCCCUUCAGUAAAAACAUUACUUUUGGAGUUGAAGAUGUCAAGGAUUUGAUUUCUACUCUUGCUGAUAGUCAAGGAGAAUGCUCAAUAAUCAGUAGUUACAAAAUGGACACAUCUGAUUCUGUUUGCCCAACUAGAGUUCGUGCAAUGUUGGCAUCUCGUGCUUGCAGAUCGUCUGUUAUGAUUGGAGAUCCACUUGGACGAAAUGAAAUGCAGAAGAUAAUUGAGCGUUUGGCAGACCUGAAGUCUCCUUGGAAUUGUCCGCAUGGCCGGCCAACGAUGCGACAUUUGGUAGACCUGACAGCCUUAAGCAAAGGAGCAGAUGUAAAUGAGACAAGGUCUUGAUUGACCUUCCAUGUGGUUCUCCUGCAUGGUUUUCUCUUAACUUAUUCUGUAUACAGUUUCAAUUUAUUCCUCUUCUUGGUUCUGGUAUUUUGUGUCAACUUUAGAUGUCCGCUAGUGAGUGGUGAGAAGCGCUGGAACGUACAUACUGCAUAGCAGGAAUGGCGGUUUGUUGGGUUCCUUGUAUAUUUUGAUUGUUUUCAUUUUGUUAAAGUAAUGUACAUACUACGCAACACAGCCAGAGAUGAACACAAGACUAAAGUCUGAUCUUGA
Messenger RNA from Theobroma cacao (cacao), 3442 nucleotides. RefSeq names its product DNA mismatch repair protein (gene PMS1). Gene Ontology annotation, biological process: mismatch repair. Gene Ontology annotation, molecular function: ATP binding; ATP-dependent DNA damage sensor activity; ATP hydrolysis activity. Gene Ontology annotation, cellular component: MutLalpha complex. The record is from RefSeq and is a predicted model, not a curated record. NCBI's taxonomy places the organism in Eukaryota, Viridiplantae, Streptophyta, Magnoliopsida, Malvales, Malvaceae.